AUGCUCAAUAACAAUACCCGCAGACCACCAGAUUAUCGCUGCCCUAACCAGCUGAAUUGCAUUCGAAAAAAUCGGCAACGCGACAAUAAAAUUCGCAAAGAAUCUCCCAAGCCGUCCACAAAGAUGCUGAGCACCACCUCCUUGAUCCCAAGCUGUCUAAUGCUUCAGAAUGACCUCCAAGUCGAAUAUGCGACUCUUGUUCUAUUUUCCUCCUUCCUCGGUUGCUGCUUGUAUCUCGAUUUGCUCACGCUUAAGACAGUGCGCUGGGUGCAACAAGCCAUCAAAGCUGCGUUGAUCAACACAUCCCACGCAACACGGGUUUUAGGAUUUCCUCUUGAAUAUCUGAACCCAGUCUGGCCGGUUCUGGAAAUCAUCAAGAUCCUAGACAUGCUACUAUUCUUGCUGGCAGAUCUCGCCGAGUUACACGGCUUAGAACUGGAAGGAUUGCUGUGA
Messenger RNA from Exophiala mesophila, 453 nucleotides. RefSeq lists its product as uncharacterized. The record is from RefSeq and is a predicted model, not a curated record. NCBI's taxonomy places the organism in Eukaryota, Fungi, Ascomycota, Eurotiomycetes, Chaetothyriales, Herpotrichiellaceae. Bases 1 to 453 code for a protein of 150 amino acids. The transcript has a single exon.